Nematostella vectensis (starlet sea anemone) is the source of this 3518-nucleotide messenger RNA. RefSeq lists its product as uncharacterized. The transcript is spliced from 15 exons. Lineage: Eukaryota; Metazoa; Cnidaria; Anthozoa; Actiniaria; Edwardsiidae. Gene Ontology annotation, biological process: positive regulation of actin filament depolymerization; actin filament depolymerization; locomotion. The record is from RefSeq and is a predicted model, not a curated record. Bases 21 to 2033 code for a protein of 670 amino acids. Gene Ontology annotation, cellular component: cortical actin cytoskeleton. Gene Ontology annotation, molecular function: actin filament binding.
UUUUGGCGGUAAUUUUCAAAAUGGCGGCCGAUAGUAGUGUGGAGAUGAAUGAGAUCGGAAUACGAGGAAGCAUCGAGUCGCCUUCCUCAACACUUCAUAACUGUAUAAUGUUCUCCAAUAAUUAUAGAUGUCUUAGUGCGAUUUGUGACUUUGGGAUAGCCAUAAUCGCCGAAAUCGGAGAUGGGAUGAAAUAUCUUACGAUGAAAACCAAGCUCUCCCACGGCAAAGGCGAGACAUUGGAAGCACAGGCAUGGUCACCGGACGACAAGCUGUAUGCUGUCUGCGGGCGAAAUAUCCACAUUUAUAUGUCAACAAGAGGUUUUGUGGCUAUUCAUAGAAUUGAUCUCUACUACAUCCCAAAAGAUAUUACAUUUGCAAUGUUCCCAGAUGGUGAAGCUGCUAAGUACAGAACAGCGAUUGCUGGACCAAAUGGUGUUGAACUCACAGAUAUUGAGCUACUUGAGAAUUCCAACAGUUUAAAAAUGUCUGAUGUGUCUCCAUUACAUGCUGAUCUCGCCAUCAUUCUGGUAGAAUUCUCACCUGAUGGAAAUCUUUUAGCAGUGGCUGCCCUUGACUGCCACUUUGGAAUAUGGAACAUCUGUGGAGAUAGGAAAGACUUUUGGUAUGUGCACAUCAGUACUGUCCGGAUCACCAGCAUAGCAUUUGCUCCUGACAGUGAAAGCAUUGCUGUUGCAUGCUGGGAUGGGGCCUGUUUCUGCUACACCAAGGCCUCUGAUGGUGACAGAGCACAGUGGGUAGAAAGCAGUAUUGAUGGCACUGUCCAGGAAGUAAAGUCCUCUGGUGAUAAGUUCUCUGGUGUUCUGCCUGGCUGCUUGGCAUGCUGGACCAUGGACAACUCAACUACCAGUUUUUCAGUCUUGACUGAAGAAGGCUCUUGGAUCAAAACAACAAACUACAAGAACCAGAAUUGUCAGAUUCAGAAGAUAUCUGGCAGAGCAGACCACAUAAAAGGAAUGCGGACAUUCAGAGACUCAAGGGAAGAGGUGACAGUUUGCAUGUUGAGCUCGAAAAAGAUGCUUCAAAUAAAGCGUAUCAAUCAAACAGACAGGGCUCACAAAGGAAAAGAAGAAGUACUUCUCGUUGAAAACGUUGAAGGCUCACUAUGGCUUAUAAGAGAUUUCCAUGGCGCGCCGAACUCUAUGUUUAAAUUAAUCACGCCUGAUGCCGAGACAAUAAGGGCAAUAAAACACUUCGAUGAAACAUGCUUGGCUGGUAUGAAUUCUCCAAACAAAGAGCCUAAAACAAAGAUCAAAACCGUGGCGGAGAGUUCUCGAAAUAUUUUUACAACAACUGAAGAAAGCGUCAAAAAAAACAAUCAAGCUUCCCUGGGUGCUGGUGUGACAUAUUUUUCUUGCCCAUUGGAACCGUCUUUACUACUUGGAAAUAGUGAAGAGCCUUUGACGUCACCCAAAGACGCAACCGUAUUGGUCAGUCUGAGUCACGUGGUUAUUGUGAGGCGCAACGUGGUUGCGUAUGUGUACAGUCGUGAAAAAGAUCAGUGGAGAGCGUUACUGUUGGACGAAGAAGUCACGUGUUGCUGUGUCACGCAAGGGCGUUACCUUGUUACAUGUAGCAGUGUGGUACAGUUCUGGUCUCUUGGUACUUUAGAUUUGGUCAGCGCGACACCAUUACCAAAGUUGUGUGUGAAUCCACAUCUGGUGGCUGUAGGCUCCGUCACCCAGCCUGUUGUACAGGUGGUGGACGUAGAUGGGUUUGGAGAGGGAGACAUCCUUACCUUUAGGCUUACUGACAAUUUCACCACCAGUGUUCAAGUUCAGCCAAUAUCCGUGCCCAGUCUCUCGCCUAAUGCACUGGGCAUGCGCGCGCCCUGUUGCUUUGUGGGGGGUCUACUGGUGGUUCGAUCUGAUACAUGCCGAUCUGCCGCGCAUGCGUGGUCCGUUAUUCGGCCGGAAUUGGGCGUACGUCGCGAUUUCAUGGAAAAGAGGGAAGUGAGCGUCGCGGAAUUUGUCGUAAAACAUCGUAAUGAUCUUAUGCGCUUAGACCUUUUGUAAAAAAGGAAUAGCACUUAAUUAAUAACUCCUGAAAACGUCAAAACCAAUACGCCAACAAACUUAAAUUAGAAAGUAUAUUUACCUUUUUCUAGUUGUGUUACGACAAACUAGACACAUUCAGGAAAGAUUGAACACUUACAACUAAGAUUCACAGUGCUGCAGUAGUUUUGUAAAAAAGGAUAUGGGGAAUAGUAAUCAGAAACAAACACAAGAGAGUCAUUGGCUUUGAAUUUUUGCAAUGAUACAGCCCUACCGGCAGUUUUUAAAAAAACCUCAAAAUGUAAUUAGUUGUUGUUUAUAAACUGCAAUUUAUUAAGAAUGAACAACAAUAUUGUAAAAACUAUCCAAAUACGUUGGAAUUAUCGCAAAAAUGCCAGAAGCCGUGAAAAUAUUUCCGAUGUCACUCUUAGCUAAGAGCGUCAUAUCCUCUCUCCCGCGCGCUGCUCGCCGGGAUAGCCUUUGUUUUUUUUUUUCGCGCCAGCUGGCUGGGGGCACGCGUCUGUUGUCAGACUAAAACUUUACGCUCCUAAAAUACAUAACCUUCUUAUUUUACAAAUGGAACUCAUAUGUUUUGGUUGCUUUGGACAUAUUCUCUUUACAUGGUUAUAGGACCCACAAUUUUAUUAAAUUUCUACAUUUCUAGUCGGUUGAAACAGUAAUAAUUUUCUUGUUCAAACGAUAUAAUAAACCACAAGCCUUCAUGAGAAAACUCCGGAAUGUGACGUUCGUCUUUCAUAGACAAUAACACAUAUUUUUUAUUGGAAUAAAAAUAAAUGGGAUAGAUGUAUUUUUUUAUUGAUUAAGAAAAAAAGGAUGAAUAGUGCGAUUUUCUCUUAAAUGAUUCUAAACUCCCUUGUGAACGAUAAAAGUCUCUUGGAAUCUAUUUUACAUUCCGUAUAAAUGUAAUGAAGUGUGAAGUAACUUUGAUGCUUGUGGUAAGACAAGGUUUUCAUUCAGUAAACCUAUUUAGCAUUUUAUCUAAUUUAUUUCUUUGUCAAUUUUUAGCCAAUCUGAUAAUGCAUAAUUUAAAAACAAAAUAUGGGAAAACAAUGAGCGUGUAGAGCUUUGGUUGUAAUUCAUGCACAUUGAAUGUAUGCAAACUCCCUAAAGAUUACGGCGUCGAAACUCGAGAAUACUAAAGGCCGGAGGAUUGGCUGCUUUUUAAGGGGUUUAUUAGAAAAAAAGAUGUCAAUUCUCGUGCGGCUGUCUUAAUGAAGCUUUAAAGAUUUUAAAGACAAAAAUGGGAGACGAACAAUUGAAGUUAAAACCGCUCUUUACGAUAGAAAAUCUCAAUUUAUCGCUUUCAUCUCAUAGUGGAAUAUAAUGAGACAGAAAACGAGACCAUCGACUAAACCUUUUAACCCAUCGUCGGGUCGCAUUUGAUUGAAAAUCAUGAGUUUCAAGACAACGGACAUUCGGAGUAUAAUCGCACCGUCGAAAAGAGUUGUUACAGUUCGCAAGGUUGAAAGCGAUGGGGAUGUCAAA